Messenger RNA from Cynocephalus volans (Philippine flying lemur), 3186 nucleotides. It is a transcript of the gene TLL2, whose product is annotated as tolloid like 2. Gene Ontology annotation, biological process: proteolysis. The coding region runs from base 142 to 3186 and encodes 1014 amino acids. The transcript has 21 exons. Gene Ontology annotation, molecular function: metalloendopeptidase activity; serine-type endopeptidase activity; calcium ion binding. The record is from RefSeq and is a predicted model, not a curated record. NCBI's taxonomy places the organism in Eukaryota, Metazoa, Chordata, Mammalia, Dermoptera, Cynocephalidae.
CGCCGCGCUCCGCUCGCUCAGCGGCCGGGCCAUGCCCCGCAGCCGCGCGUGACCGCCGCCAGGUCCCGGUGCACCAUCCCUCGCCCGAGCCGAGCUUUCGGUGCACGCAACUCCCCCGGCCCCCGCCGGUCCAGCGUCACCAUGCCCCGGGCCACUGCGAUCGGGGCCCUGGUGUCACUGCUGCUGCUGCUGCCCCGCGGCGCCGGGGGACUCCGGGACAGCCCCGACGCCGCCUCGGACUACUCGGCGCAGGAAGGCGAGGAGGACGCGGAGCAGCAGCUGGAGCAUUACCACGACCCGUGCAAAGCCGCUGUCUUUUGGGGAGACAUUGCCUUGGAUGAAGAUGACUUGAAGUUAUUUCACAUCGACAAGGCCAGAGACUGGACCGAGCAGUCAGUGGAGACAAUAGGACACGACACAGGUGGGCUUGAAGAGCAGCCAACCGAGAGCUGGCCAAAUGCCACAGCCACAAAUACCAGCAGUGAGGGAGCUAGAAAGGAUGAUGGCGAGGGGAAUGCCACGUUUCCACACAGUGCUGGGAUCUUGAAUGCCACAGCCGAGACCUUCUCUUCCCGGGUCCGAAGAGCCACAACCUCAAGGACAGAGAGGAUAUGGCCCGGAGGGGUCAUCCCCUACGUCAUUGGAGGGAACUUCACUGGAAGCCAGAGGGCCAUUUUUAAGCAGGCCAUGAGACACUGGGAGAAGCACACCUGUGUGACCUUCAUAGAGAGGACCGACGAGGAAAGCUUUAUUGUGUUCAGUUACCGAACCUGUGGCUGUUGCUCCUACGUUGGGCGCCGAGGAGGAGGUCCGCAGGCCAUCUCCAUUGGGAAGAACUGUGACAAGUUUGGCAUUGUGACUCAUGAGCUGGGCCACGUGGUUGGGUUCUGGCAUGAACACACCCGGCCAGAUAGAGACCAACAUGUCACCAUCAUCAGAGAAAAUAUCCAGCCAGGUCAGGAGUAUAAUUUCUUAAAAAUGGAAGCUGGGGAAGUGAGCUCUCUGGGAGAGACAUACGACUUUGACAGCAUCAUGCACUACGCCCGGAACACCUUCUCAAGAGGAGUUUUCUUAGACACCAUCCUCCCCCGUCGAGAUGACAAUGGCGUCAGGCCAACCAUUGGCCAACGCGUGCGGCUCAGUCAGGGAGACAUAGCUCAAGCCAGGAAGCUGUACAAGUGCCCAGCAUGUGGGGAGACCCUGCAGGACACAACAGGAAACUUCUCUGCACCUGGUUUCCCAAACGGCUACCCUUCAUACUCCCACUGCGUCUGGAGGAUCUCGGUCACUCCGGGGGAAAAGAUCAUCCUAAAUUUCACAUCCAUGGAUUUGUUUAAAAGCCGCCUGUGCUGGUACGAUUACGUGGAAGUCCGGGAUGGUUAUUGGAGAAAAGCCCCCCUGUUGGGUAGGUUUUGUGGCGACAAAGUCCCAGAGCCCCUCGUCUCCACUGAUAGCCGGCUCUGGGUGGAGUUCCGCAGUAGCAGCAACAUCCUGGGCAAGGGGUUCUUCGCAGUGUACGAAGCUACCUGUGGAGGAGACAUUAACAAAGAUGCUGGUCAGAUUCAAUCUCCCAACUACCCAGAUGACUACAGACCUUCCAAGGAAUGUGUUUGGAGGAUCACGGUUUCGGAGGGGUUUCACGUGGGACUUACCUUCCAAGCUUUUGAGAUUGAAAGGCAUGACGGCUGUGCAUACGACUACCUGGAGAUCCGCGAUGGCCACACGGAAGAGAGCGCCCUGAUCGGUCACUUCUGUGGCUACGAGAAGCCAGAGGAUGUGAAAUCAAGCUCCAACAGACUGUGGAUGAAGUUUGUGUCCGAUGGCUCUAUCAAUAAAGCGGGCUUUGCAGCCAAUUUUUUCAAGGAGGUGGAUGAGUGUUCCUGGCCGGAUCAUGGUGGGUGCGAGCAUCGCUGUGCAAACACACUGGGCAGCUACAAGUGCGCCUGUGACCCUGGCUACGAGCUGGCUGCCGAUAAGAAGACAUGCGAAGUGGCCUGUGGCGGUUUCAUUACCAAGCUGAAUGGAACCAUCACCAGCCCUGGGUGGCCAAAGGAGUAUCCCACAAACAAAAACUGUGUCUGGCAGGUGGUGGCCCCCGCUCAAUACCGGAUCUCCCUUCAGUUUGAAGUGUUUGAACUGGAAGGCAAUGACGUCUGUAAGUACGACUUUGUGGAGGUGCGCAGUGGCCUGUCCUCUGACACCAGGCUGCAUGGCAAGUUCUGCGGCUCUGAGACGCCUGAGGUCAUCACCUCGCAGAGCAACAACAUGCGUGUGGAGUUCAAGUCCGACAACACGGUCUCCAAACGUGGCUUCAGGGCCCACUUCUUCUCAGACAAGGACGAGUGCGCCAAGGACAACGGCGGGUGCCAGCACGAGUGCGUCAACACGUUCGGGAGCUACCUGUGCAGGUGCAGGAACGGCUACCGGCUGCACGACAACAGGCACGACUGCAAAGAGGCUGGCUGUGCACACAAGAUCAGCACUGCAGAGGGGACCCUGGCGAGCCCCAACUGGCCCGACAAAUACCCCAGCCGGAGGGAGUGUACCUGGAAUAUCUCCUCGACUGCAGGCCACAGGGUGAAACUUAUGUUUAAUGAGUUUGAGAUCGAGCAGCACCAGGAAUGUGCCUAUGACCACCUGGAAAUGUACGACGGGCCCGACAGCCUGGCCCCCAUCCUCGGCCGUUUCUGUGGCAGCAAGAAACCAGACCCCGUGGUGACUUCAGGCAGCAGCCUGUUCCUCAGGUUUUAUUCUGACGCCUCGGUGCAGAGGAAAGGCUUCCAGGCAGUGCACAGCACAGAGUGUGGCGGCAGGCUGAAGGCUGAAGUGCAGACCAAAGAGCUCUACUCCCAUGCCCAGUUUGGGGACAACAACUACCCAAGCCAGGCCCGCUGCGACUGGGUGAUAGUGGCAGAGGACGGCUACGGCGUGGAGUUGAUAUUCCGGACCUUUGAGGUCGAGGAGGAGGCUGACUGUGGCUACGACUACAUGGAAGCCUAUGACGGCUAUGACAGCUCCGCGCCCAGGCUCGGCCGCUUCUGUGGCUCUGGGCCUUUAGAAGAAAUCUACUCUGCAGGAGAUUCCCUAAUGAUUCGAUUCCACACGGAUGACACCAUCAGCAAGAAAGGAUUUCAUGCCCAGUACACCAGCACCAAGUUCCAGGAUGCCCUGCACAUGAAGAAGUAA